Molecule: messenger RNA, 763 nt
Organism: Colletotrichum navitas
Lineage: Eukaryota; Fungi; Ascomycota; Sordariomycetes; Glomerellales; Glomerellaceae
Exons: 2
Coding region: 91-672 (193 amino acids)
Source: RefSeq, a predicted model, not a curated record
CAAACACAUCUGCACUAAUACCUACUUCGACAGGCUAUCAAAAAUCACGAUUUAAUCUUACCAGCCCAUUCCACAGUGGAAUAUCUCGCUAUGAAACUUUCGUAUAAAAUCAUGAUAUCUGCGAUGGCGAUUUAUGCUGCUGCUCGAGACGGCGGUCCGCCAUGCCAAACAGUCACGUCAACCAGAAGUAUCUGUUCCACCUUCGUCCAGAAAGCUUGCCUUGCCUUGUCAACUAUUCAAAAGCGCUGCGGGUGCCCUUCCGUGGUGCCGACAACGACAGUCAACUACCCCUGCGACGGACCGCGACCUACCGGUUGUAUGGACACAUCGUACAUAUACGAGACAGCGACCCCGACUUGCGACGUACCCGUGAUCCUCACGCCGACUCCCUCAACUAACAUAACUAUAAUACCCAUUAUACCGACUGGUGGGGUGCCACAGGCAUGUCCUACAAUCUUCACAAAGAAGACAGUGUGCUCGACAUGCAUCAACCUCCUGUGCGUGAGGUCUUCCACAAUCUCUCGACUAUGUCACUGUCCAACACUAGUUCCUACAGUCACUCAAGCUUUCCCAUGCGGUGGAGAGUGUCCUGGUGGCUGCGGGGCCACUGUAUAUGUUGAAGCCACGGAGACACCCAUCUGUACCUCGUCAUCUGAGAAGGCUGUGCUCUGAUCGACGAUGCUCGACAUUCCAAGUGGUGAUAGUUUGUACAGAUUCUUACCAGUAGUCUGUAUGUUGUUCAGUCUAGACGUUGAUGUAGGUG